AUGUUGUCCCACUUGGGUGUCUCAGACAUCUAUCUUGAACAGUUUGGCAUCAAACCAUUUCACCGAUACUUUGCCGUCAUGAUUGUUUUUUAUAACAGCCAGAAGUUGACGAAAGCAUGUAUCGAUGGGCUUUAUCGAUCUCCUGAGGAGUUUGGUUUUGCUACUUUGAGAGUAGCACUGAUUGUUAGUAGAUUAGUUUCCAUGUCUAUAGUUCCUAGAAAAAAUUCUGUGGGAAUAGCUCGCAAGGAAACAGGCUAUCGGUGUUUAGUUCCAGAUGUUUUCAGUCGUCUGAGCUUGAAUUUCCCAGGUUUUAAUAGAAGUUCAAGUUCUUAUUUUAUCAUGUGA
Phycomyces blakesleeanus NRRL 1555(-) is the source of this 345-nucleotide messenger RNA. RefSeq lists its product as hypothetical. The record is from RefSeq and is a predicted model, not a curated record. Lineage: Eukaryota; Fungi; Mucoromycota; Mucoromycetes; Mucorales; Phycomycetaceae. The transcript has 5 exons. The coding region runs from base 1 to 345 and encodes 114 amino acids.